This is a messenger RNA of Filobasidium floriforme, 1798 nucleotides long. RefSeq lists its product as uncharacterized. The coding region runs from base 454 to 1626 and encodes 390 amino acids. The transcript is spliced from 6 exons. The record is from RefSeq and is a predicted model, not a curated record. Lineage: Eukaryota; Fungi; Basidiomycota; Tremellomycetes; Filobasidiales; Filobasidiaceae.
UUCGUCAUUUCCCGGUGAUCGACAUCCUCCUCGAGCUAAUACUCGUACUGCUACUACUCCAUGUCUCGUCCGGUUAAUGACAUCGACCCGUUAUUGUGAAUGAAACGUCGACGCCUCUCGGCCGUGGGGUAAGGGUAAGGCUACUUGAAGCCGGGAUCGUCGUGAGCAAGGAGGCGGUAUGAUAUAUGAUAUAUAGAUCUCUCUGCAUUAUUCCUCGAUCUGCACACCUCCUCCUCGGACUCCUCUUUCGACAAGGACGACGUAAUCUAGCCGUCUAGCUCGCCGAUCGUCUAUUUACUGCAUCUUCGCAAACCAUCUGACCCGCAUCCGAGGAGGAUCAUCAUAUCGUUACACUCUCAAUCGGUUUUAUCGACUCCAUAUCCCAUACAAGGGGGCGUUCAGUAGCAACCAUCGCAAUCACAAGAUAGAGGGAGAAAGAGGUCAAUAUUCAAGAUGGUCGGAACAACAACAACAUCAACACUGCUCAGCCGUAAAGCUCUUCCCUUGGCUUCCGUCCCUGUAUCACCAACAUUAGACCUUGGAGGUGGAGAAUACGAUGCAUGGGUGGAAAGACUGGUUCAAGAUGCUUUGGGAGUGGUUGGGAGUAUGAACCGAUGGAGACUAUCCACCUCGCAUCAGAAAGAUACCGUCCAGACCUACACCCUCCCUUGCCAUCAUUCCGGCCGAGACGCCCAGCCCAGCACCCCCGAGGGCUCGCGUCCAGCUCUCCAGGUGCACAAAGACGAGCUCUGGGCAGGAAGACGGAGUUUACAUUUCAUCCCCCGAGUUCGACGAGCCAGCUUGACCGGAGGAGUCGACAUCGGAGAGGCGGAAGGAGAAGAAGAGGAACUCGAACGGAACGGAGGAGGGUUGUUCGAGGCGUUCGAAGAGGGGUUGUUGAGGCGGCAUACGGAGCAUGAGAAGCAAUAUAUAGAAAGUUUGAAGGAUGUCGAGAGGGUGGGCGUGGUGAGGGAGGGAGAGGCUGAGGUUUGGAAGAUGGUGUAUUCGAUGCCAUCACCACUCAGUCCGAGGACGUUCGUAGAGCUGGUGAUUGCCAAGGAACUACCACCGAUACCGGGCAAACUUCCCCCUGGUUUCCAUACGAAUCAUCUUCCCAGACCUUGUCGGCAAUUCAUGGUCAUCAGUCUCCCGAUUGACGAUCGAAACUCGUCUCUGCCUUCACCACCAUACUCGGCAGAAACGGGUUCGCCUGGAUCGUCCACGCCACCUUCACCUGGGUCCGGUAUCGCUACCCCAGACUCAGUGGUCUCCCCGACAACGCCAGGGACGAGUCGGCCGUCUACGAACGGGAGAGCAUCCACAUCGACAUCGACAAGCGGUGGCAAAAACAAGACGGUCCGAGCGCGCUACGUCAGUGUGGAAUGGGUCAGAGAGGUCGAUCUACAACUUGCUGGAUUCGAGCAUGGGGAGAUCGACGGAGGGCCCAGAGUCGUCAGAGGGAUCGAGUGGAUCAUGGCGACGAGUAGCAGUGCUGGGGGGAACGUGCCUCAAGCUGUUACGAACAUGUCUCUGCCGUCCAAGAUUACCGAAGACGUCCCGGCUUUCCUCGCGUGGGUGGCGAAGAAGAGCCCGCAGCUAGGCAAGAUAGAAAGCAAGAAAUUGUGAUCCCCUGAGCUGAAACGACACACCGAGAUGAAGACGCCCCUUACUCAAGACUGGCCCUAUUCGUGCGCAACUAUAUAAUGACCCGGUUUGAGCGCGUAUCAUUGAAUGGCCUGUCGAGCCUUGUAUUGCAUAUGAUUCCUCCAUAGUUAUAUAAUAAGAUCUUUUCUUCCGA